Molecule: messenger RNA, 1827 nt
Organism: Amyelois transitella
Lineage: Eukaryota; Metazoa; Arthropoda; Insecta; Lepidoptera; Pyralidae
Exons: 3
Coding region: 1-1827 (608 amino acids)
Biological process (GO): DNA integration
Molecular function (GO): nucleic acid binding
Source: RefSeq, a predicted model, not a curated record
AUGGAAGAGACCUUAAGGGGAGUGCCAAAUACUGUUGUAUUUUUGGACGAUAUCGCCGUCACGGGAGCCACUAGGGCUAUACAUUUAUGUAAUCUGAGACAGGUAUUGAAAAGGUUGAAGGACAUGGGGUUAACGGUUAAAAUAGAGAAAUGUAAAUUCUUACAAAAUAGUGUCAAAUACCUGGGCUAUAUCAUUGACAAAACGGGCUUACACCCUGAUCCAAAAAAGGUAGACGCCAUAGCUAAUGCUCCACGACCAGCUGACGUCACACAGUUAAAAAGCUUUCUAGGAAUUUUAAAUUAUUACGGUAAAUUCAUACCGAACUUGAGUAUCAUGUUACAUCCAUUACUGAAACUUUUGAAGAAAGACGUCUUGUGGGAAUGGUCGACAGAGUGUGAAAGCGCGUUCAAUGAGGCAAAACAGGCGUUAUUGAGCGACCGGGUACUAGCACAUUAUGAGGAAGGGAGACCCCUUGUGCUGUCGGUAGACAGUAGCGCGUACGGCGUGGGCGCGGUGCUCGCGCACGCGCUGCCGGACGGCGAGCGCCCCGUCAGCUGUGCAUCGCGCACGCUCAACCAGGCUGAGAAACAUUAUAGUCAGUUGGAUAAGGAAGCGCUUGCCAUAUUCUUUGGGGGCAUUCCCCAGACAGCCGCGAGCCGGCUACAGCGCUGGGCCGUCCGCUUAGCUGCGUACGACUUUAAAGUAGAAUUCAUAAGAUCGAGUGAAAACGGUCCAGCCGAUGCGCUGUCCCGCUUACCUUUGUCUAGAUUGGAUAACGAUUUAGAAAAUGUCUGUCGCACAUGUGAAGCAUGUCGUGCGGUCCGAGAUGCACCCCCCCACGCUAGGAUGCAUCCGUGGGAAUACCCACUGGUACCUUGGCAACGUAUUCAUGCAGACUUUGGCGACUGUGCGGGUACAAGGUACCUUAUAAUAGUAGAUGCGCAUUCCAAAUGGAUCGAAGCGAUACCGAUGACCCGCACCGACGCCCAGGCCACAAUUUCAGCAUUUAGAACAGUGUUCGCUAGAUUCGGUCUUCCUGCUCAGCUCGUAACGGACAACGGCCCACCAUUCUUUUCCUUAGAAUUUAAAAGUUUUUGUUCUUUAAAUUGUAUCAAGCACGUGACAUCGGCACCCUACCGACCGCAAGGCAAUGGGGCAGCAGAAAACGCAGUCAAAACAGUAAAGAAAGCUAUUAAGAGGGCUUUACAUGAAGGGGAAUCCGUAGAGAAAGCUUUGAACGUGUUUUUAUUCUCCUAUCGUAACUGUGAACAUGCAACUACGGGAGUUCCGCCCGCAGUCCUUAUGUUAGGACGGCGAUUGCGCAGUCGCUUAGAUGCGCUGCGACCAGACCUGUCUUCAGUGGUACGUGCCGCACAGCAACGUCAGGUAACCAAUGCGGGUGGAACCACCAGAGCGAUGAACAUUGGUGAGCCGGUCCUGGUCCGGAAUUAUUCUGUGAAAGGGAAUAGAUGGGAAAAAGGUAGUAUUUCUGAAAAAACGGGCCCCGUUUCGUAUAAAGUAAGUUUGGACAAUGGAUUACAGUGGCGUAGACACCACGAUCAGAUAUUGCCUGUAAAAGAUAAGUCCCGUUUUUCAUUAGCCCAGGCCAAGUUGAGCUCAUCUCGCGAGAAAGAGGACGUGGGUCGGGAGGAUGCCGAUGAGUCUGAAGACGCGGCGGACGUGGGGGACGUGGGAGUAGAUGAAGGAGAUGCGCGACGGGUCACUGUGCAACCACCGAACGAGGGCGAUUCAAAAUCUCCCACCUCCCCUGGCGCCAAUGCGUCUGCCCGCGCACUGCGUGCAUUCAAGCGGGCAAAUAAAAAAUAA